GUCGACUGACGUCUUCACCCCUGACGCGCGCCGUUCGGACGAGUGGACGAAGGAGCGAACGACAGCUCACCCGCCAAGUGAGAUCAGCCCACGAUGAGGGCGGGCUUGAAGACCAUCAUCUUGCUCUCCUUCGUCCUCGCCAUCGGCUUCCUCCUCGUCAUCCUCUCUUGUGCUCUCUUUGGUAACUGGCUUCCCCUCCUCGUCGCUGCCACGUUUGUCUUUGCUCCGUUACCCAAUGCACUCUGCGCCAGAUGUGGAGGUGCAGAUGACUUCUCGACAGACUACAGCAGUGGCCCCGUCGACUUUGGACACUUUGUCACGGCAGCGACGGUCAUCACAGGUCUCGCGCUACCGCUUGUGCUCAUGCACAGCGAGAUCAUCCACCCCGCUGCUUGCUACAUGAGCAUAGGAGGCGGUGCGCUCGUCUAUGGCACCAGUACGUCGUUUGUUCCCCCUCUCAAAAGCGUCGCACGCUCACGCCCCAGAGAUAGUCAUCACUUACAGCCAUUUCUUCUCGCGGAGUGACGAGUACUAGCAGAGCUACGUUGACGGAGGAACUGUACUGCAUAUGCACUGUUGCUAUCAUACAACACACCACCCCUUCUCCUCCUGAUGGACAAGUCGCUUUCCGUCAUCGCCCGUGUCGC
Mixia osmundae IAM 14324 is the source of this 647-nucleotide messenger RNA. RefSeq lists its product as uncharacterized. The coding region runs from base 94 to 525 and encodes 143 amino acids. The record is from RefSeq and is a predicted model, not a curated record. The transcript is spliced from 4 exons. Gene Ontology annotation, cellular component: endosome; Vps55/Vps68 complex. Lineage: Eukaryota; Fungi; Basidiomycota; Mixiomycetes; Mixiales; Mixiaceae. Gene Ontology annotation, biological process: late endosome to vacuole transport via multivesicular body sorting pathway.